UUGGAUGCUCGUUGGUUUUAUUGUUAUUAUGAAUGAAGCAAUCAUGGGCGCAAAGAAAUCUACAUAACAAAAUUAGAGACUGAGAAGCUAUUUUUUGGGGGCACAGUGUACAGCUAUACAUUUAGUAAAUUAUUAAUGUCUUUGUUUCCAUUGAUUUUAAACAUGGGAUUCGUAUUAGGAGUUGUGUUAUCCAAACUGUAGCUGGUGCUUACUAACGUCGCUAACGUUAGCUAGCUAGCAAACAGUUGCAUGAAAUCCGCACAUGUUGGGCCGAUACAGCUAACUAGUUUGUCCUCUUUUAAUUUCUUAAAAAAUAAUGAACACUGUACUAUUGCAAUCCAGUAUAGCAAUAUUGUAAUUCUUACUUAGUUUACGAAUACAGCAAACCAACAACUAUAGCCCUGAUGGUUACCUAUUAUGCUUAGCAUGCUGACAGGGCUAGAUUAGCUGGGGUGUAAUCAUUAGUCCAAACAGUUGCAAAACGUGCAACUAAAAUACGUUUCUAUUGGACAAAUUCAGGACAGAUGUCCUCAUGAUGAACUUUGAUGGUCUGGACCCAGGAAUGGGUGAAUACGCACCCGCCCUCCAUGGGAAUCUAGAGCCGAGUAGGGAGCCCUCGAUGGAUCCACGACUCAAUCCGGGUUUGUUGCAAGGUGUGGAGCUUGAUCCAGAUGGUCUUCCCGUGGCCAUACCUGAGUCUGUGCACAUGAUGGAGGGGAUGUUCUCUGAGCUCCACAGUGUGCAUGCAGAGGUGGGCGUUCCUGUCACAGCAACUCACUUUGACCUGCAAGAGGAGCUACUCUGGAUGGGAAACCACAGGGGACAUGCAAUGUCCUUCUUUGGUUCGACCAUGGGCCGCUACUCAUCUUUCCAGGCGCACUCGACUGAUGACAUUCGUCAGAUUCAGAGCAUGGAGACAGGGGUUCUGUUUCUCUCUAAGAGUAAUCUCAAGUGCCAAACUCGUGGAGGCCUUGUAAUGUUCGACUACCCAAUGGAGGAGGGAGCUGACAUGCAUAGUCUGCUUAUGACAGAAAACAAUGCAAUGCUCAUGGGUGGACUACAGAAUUAUGUGCUUGAAUUUGACCUUAAUACUGUGCAGCAGACCCAAAAGUUCACAGUCGAGGCUCCAGGGGUAGCUAUCAUGCGGCAGUCCAAUCGUUUCUUAUUUUGUGGGAACACAUCUGGGAAGGUGUCCCUUUGUGACCUGCGCACCUUCAAGCUAGAACAUGAGUUUGAUGCCUUCUCCGGUAGCCUGUCAGAUUUCGAUGUCCAUGGCAACCUCCUGGCUGCGUGUGGGUUCUCCAGUCGAGGGCUGAACAGACUGGCGUGUGACCGCUUCCUCAUGGUGUUUGACCUGCGCAUGAUGCGCACUGUGACACCACUCCAGGUGCACGUGGACCCCCUCUUCUUGCGCUUCAUCCCUACAUACACGUCACGCCUGGCCAUUAUCUCACAGACAGGAGAGUGUCAGUUCUGUGAGCCCACUGGACUAGCUAACCUGGCUGACGUCUUCCAUGUCAACACCGUGGGCCAGUUGCUCAUGAGCUUUGAUGUGUCCUCCAGCAAGCAGGCUUUGGCCUUUGGGGACUCAGGGGGAGGUGUGCACCUCUGGUCAGACGCCCCAGAAGUCUCCUACAACAGCUACUCACGGGAGACAGAGUUUGCGCUGCCCUGUCUGGUAGACUCCUUGCCUCAGCUAGACUGGAGCCAUGACCUGUUGCCCUUGUCCCUCAUCCCCAUGCCUUUGAACAGCUCAGAGCCGCUGCUGUCAGACUGGGUCACCACACAGGCCACUCCCAGCCCUAGGCGAGCACCCCCAGUGGACCCAGAGAUCCUGCGCACUAUGAACUCUGUAGGGUUCAUUGGUUACGCCCCCAAUCCUCGCACACGUCCCCGGAACCAGGUUCCUUACAAGAUCAAGGAGGUUGAGCUGGACUAUGAUAACUACAAUCAGGGUGUUCCUGAGUCUCUUAUUGGUCGAGAUGAAGAACCACACCUGUACAUGGUGCCCAAGAAAUAUAGGAAGGUCACCAUCAAAUACUCCAAACUUGGCCUGGAGGACUUUGACUUCAAACAUUACAACAGGACCCUGUUUGCUGGUCUUGAACCUCACAUUCCCAAUGCUUACUGCAACUGCAUGAUCCAGGUGUUGUAUUUCCUGGAGCCAAUCCGCUGCCUGGUCCAGAACCACCUGUGUCAGAAGGAGUUCUGUCUGGCGUGUGAGCUGGGCUUCCUCUUCCACAUGCUGGACCUGUCACGAGGAGACCCCUGUCAGGCCAGUAAUUUCCUCCGAGCUUUCCGAACAAUCCCAGAGGCGUCUGCCCUGGGCCUUAUCCUGGCUGACUCUGAUGAGCAGACGGGGAAGGCCAGGCUGGGUCGUCUCAUCCAGAGUUGGAACCGAUUCAUUCUAACCCAGCUCCACCAGGAGACCCAGGAGCAGGAGGGGCCACAGGCCUACCGAGGAGCCAGCAGCAGUGCUCUGGGCUCCUCAGGCGAGUCUGUAAUCGGAAGGCAGUUUGGGUGUGAGGUUGAGAACAGCAGCCUGUGUCGCUGUGGAAAGGAGACAGUACGCUCCUCUCUCACCUUGCUCUUCACCAUGCACUACCCUGAGCAGAACUCACUUGAUAAGACGAUAAAGGAGUACGACUUUGCUGAGAUCCUGAAGAAGAGUAUAUGUCUGGAGCAGAGUACACAGGCAUGGUGUGAGAACUGUGAAAAGUACCAGCCCACAGUGCAGACACGGAACAUCCGCUGCCUUCCUGAUGUACUGGUCAUUAACUGUGAGGUGAACAGUGUCAAAGAAGCUGAGUUCUGGAAGGCUCAGGCAGAGUACGCUUUCAUCAAGGCCAAGAAGAAAGAGGAAAUGGAACCCCAUAAGCCCAAAGAACCUCCACCACCACAACCAACAGAGUGGUGCUUAGAGGAGGGGCUGGUCAAUACGGAGGGCCUGACCUUUGACACCAGAGUGGAGGACCUGCGUCACAUCUGGAUCCCUCUCACUCUGAAGAUGUCCAUCAGCAAAAGCCAGGGCCUGGAGAUAAGCAGUUGGCCAGAGGAAGAAGAGCUGAGCUCCACAGAGGAGGCUGAAGGAGCGUCUCUCUAUGACUUGGUGGUUACUGUGCCUCAUGUACUGGACGCUCGAACUGGGGGAAAUCUGGUAGCACACAUCAAAGUGGGAGAGACCUAUCACGUCAGAAAAGAGGGGGUAACACACCAGCAGUGGUAUCUAUUCAAUGAUUUCCUGAUUGAGCCAAUUGACAAGGCGGAAGCAGCACAGUUUGAUGUGAACUGGAAGGUGCCUGCCAUCUUGUAUUACGCCAAGAGAAACUACCACUCCAAAUACGACCUACGCAUUAAAAACCCCAUCGAGGCCAGUGUGCUGCUGACAGAGGCAUCACUGGCGAGGAAGCAGAGGAAGAGCCACGCCACGUUCAUCCCCCUCAUGGUCAGUGAGAUGCCCCAGGCCGGAGACCUCGUGGGGCUGGACGCUGAGUUUGUCACCCUCAACCAGGAGGAGGCAGAGCUACGCAGCGAUGGCACCAAGUCUACCAUUAAGCCCAGUCAGAUGUCUGUGGCACGGAUCACCUGUGUGCGCGGUCAGGGUCCCAACGAUGGAGUACCAUUCAUCGAUGACUACAUCUCUACUCAGGAGCAGGUGGUGGACUAUCUGACCCAGUACUCAGGCAUCAAACCAGGGGACCUAGAUGCUAAGAUUUCCUCCAAGCACUUGACCACUCUGAAGUCAACUUACCUGAAGCUGCGCUUCCUCAUUGACACCGGAGUACGCUUUGUCGGCCAUGGUUUACAAAAGGACUUCCGGGUUAUAAAUUUGCUGGUGCUGAAGGAUCAGGUUGUUGACACAGUCUACCUGUUCCACAUGCCUCGUAAGAGGAUGAUCUCUCUGCGCUUUCUCGCCUGGUACUUCCUGGACCUUAACAUCCAGGGUGAGACCCAUGACAGUAUCGAGGAUGCACGCACCGCGCUUUCUCUCUACAAUAAGUACCUGGAACUGAGUCGUGGAGGAGGAAACAACGAAGUCCGCAAAGUUCUGAAGGGACUCUACGAGAAAGGCCGCAAGAUGGACUGGAAAGUCCCGGACUGUGACACAGGAGAUGGUUAAGGUACAGCUGUCUUCCCUCAAUGAUGGGACUGUGAAGAGUGCCUGAAGACAAACUGAUUCACUCUCUAUUUCAAUCAGCCUUUUCUUUUGUAUUGUUACAACUAGGGCUGGCACAAUUACCAUACAACAGUUUAACCAACAGUUAUGGAUGAAGACCGUCAUGAAAAUAAAAUAACCAUCGUAACUGUAUUUUUUUAUUUUUUGCUAUUUGAAAGGUCAUAAUGAUGACCGCGGUAAUUUGGCUGACCAAUAACCGUCAUCAAAAAUUCCAUGACGUCGCAGCCCUAGUAUCAAUCAGUUCAAUAAGACCCCCAUACAUGAAACUGGACAAGUCAUCGACAAGAGCAGAAUCCUGACAGAGGUUGUGUCAGUGUCCCAACUUUCCACAUAAUCUUGCUUGCCUGUACAGCAUUUGAAUAAGGAAUGAACAGUUUUGAUCUUCAAAGCAUAAACCAAAACUAUUUCUGAUUUCAUUUUUCCUUUUCUAUUUUUCAUCAGAUUUGUAAAGAAUGUUUGACUGUCACUGUGCUGUACAUUAUGCUGCUUACAUGGGCAAAGAAUAGUAUUUUGAAAAUGUGCUGAAGUUUUUGUAGUGAUGUUUCUAGAGGCCUGUAAUUAAAACAGAAUAUAAACUCAGCAAAAAAAAGAAAUGUCCCUUUUUCAGGACCCUGUCUUCCAAAUAACUUCACAGAUCUUCAUUGUAAAGGGUUUAAACACUGUAUCCCAUGCUUGUUCAAUGAACCAUAAACAAUUAAUGAACAUGCACAUGUGGAACAGUCUUUACAGCUUACAGACGGUAGGCAAUUAAUGGUCACAGUUAUGAAAACUUAGGACACUAAAGAUGCCUUUCUACUGAUACCAAAAGAAAGAUGCCCAGGGUCCCUGCUCAUCUGUGUGAAUGUGCCUUAUGCAUGAAGCAAGGAGGCAUGACGACUGCAGAUGUGGCCAGGGCAAUGAAUUGCAAUGUCCGUACUGUGAGACGCCUAAGACAGCACUACAGGGCGUACAGCUGAUCGUCCUCGCAGUGGCAGACCACGUGUAACAACACCUGUACAGGAUUGGUACAUCCGAACAUCACACCUGUGGGACAGGUAGAGGAUGGCAACAACAACCCCGAGUUACACCAGGAACGCACAAUCCCUCCAUCAGUGCUCAGACUGUCCACAAUAGGCUGAGAGAGGCUGGACUGAGGGCUUGUAGGCCUGUUGUAAGGCAGGCCUCACCAGACAUCACCGGCAACAACAUCGCCUAUGGCCACAAACCGACCGUCGCUGGACCAGACAGGACUGGCAAAAAGUGCUCUUCACUGAUGAGUUGCGGUUUUGUCUCACACGGGGUGAUGGUCGGAGUCGUGUUUAUCAUCGAAGGAAUGAGCGAGGCCUGUACUCUGGAGCAGGAACGAU
This is a messenger RNA of Oncorhynchus masou masou (cherry salmon), 5523 nucleotides long. RefSeq names its product poly(A) specific ribonuclease subunit PAN2 (gene pan2). Gene Ontology annotation, molecular function: poly(A)-specific ribonuclease activity; nucleic acid binding; protein binding. Gene Ontology annotation, biological process: mRNA processing; nuclear-transcribed mRNA poly(A) tail shortening. Lineage: Eukaryota; Metazoa; Chordata; Actinopteri; Salmoniformes; Salmonidae. The transcript is spliced from 26 exons. Gene Ontology annotation, cellular component: P-body; PAN complex. The record is from RefSeq and is a predicted model, not a curated record. Bases 533 to 4120 code for a protein of 1195 amino acids.